Leptopilina heterotoma is the source of this 5399-nucleotide messenger RNA. Its product is annotated as T-lymphocyte activation antigen CD86-like. NCBI's taxonomy places the organism in Eukaryota, Metazoa, Arthropoda, Insecta, Hymenoptera, Figitidae. The record is from RefSeq and is a predicted model, not a curated record. The transcript has 6 exons. Gene Ontology annotation, cellular component: neuron projection membrane. Gene Ontology annotation, biological process: synapse organization. Bases 2995 to 3846 code for a protein of 283 amino acids.
UUUAUACUCUAAAUUAAAUUACCUGAAUUAAUUAUUUAUUUAUAUAUAUACAUAUAUAUAUAUACAUAUAUAAAUAGCUAUUAAUAAAUUUUUAGAAAAUAAAACCCAAAACUGUUUUGAAUUUCUUCACAUUUUCAUCAACUUGAAAAAGGGCUCAAACAAUAACAUGCUCUGGGGGGCCUUUUGUAAAUAAUAAACUACCUCUCGACUCUACUCCCUGACGUUUGUUGAUUAGAAUCGACACUUGUGUCUUUGGAAUAAAAAGUACAAUUGUAAACAGGGCCAAAGCAGCUAAAUUGUUGACAAACGAUAGGUCGAGUCAGACCAGAAUGACCAUCUCCAAUCACUCCAUUGGACGAUUGAUUAUGCUGUUUGAUGAAAUUAAGUCAUUUUCUACUGUUGUUAAUUGAUUGACUCAAUUCACAUGCAAGUUAAUUGAAUGACUCGGUCGGAUUAUAGAGUAGUGUGAAAUGAGAUGUAAAAAUCUGACACUAAGUAGAAAAUGACUGAGAGCAAUAACUGAAUAAAAUGGAUAUAGUAUAUGAACCCUUGUUUUGCUAUGCUUCCGCAGCAGUUGUUUGUGUGUGUGAGAAUAAAUGUUAUGAUUGUGUAGAAACAGAGAUGUAUGCUGGGACAAACUACACCUACAAGCAAUGUAGGUAGGACAUAGAGGUGCAGCAGGCGGCAGAGCUUUGGCGCAUGGUUGUGGUGGUGAUGACGAUACCAGCGCCGAGUAUGGUCGAAUCGAGAAAUAAGCUCAGGGGGUUGGCCCGUGAGUGAGCUGCUGCUCAGCAGUCGCGGAAAACCAUCAUAGUUGGUCGUAUGUUUUUUUAUCCGACGCGUUUAAUCCUUUAUUGUUUCUUGUUAAUCAUCAAAUUUAUUUCAACAGUAGUAGUACCUGUACGGAGAGUGAAAAGUUUACAAUUUCAAGAUUUAAAAUUCCAGAAUCACUGAGAAUCGGUAAAGUGUCAAUUAUAUACAAAUAUACUUGGAAAAUGCAGUUUGGCUUAUUAUGCUAAAGUUGUGCACCUUUAUUUAGUUUAAGAUAAACUGUAUUUUGUGCACAUGCAAAAAUGGUUGCUACUCUAAAAUUUUCGAUCACAUCGAAUUGUCGAUAAGGUUAUUUUUUUGACCCUUAUUCAAUAGACUAUUGAAUAAAUAAUUGUACAGUUAUUUUUCAUUAGCUAUGUAGCUAAAGAUUCUUUGUUCGUGGUAGUUGCAUCCGGAGUAUCGAAUCAUUUUCCUCUCUUUUAUACAUCGUAACACAAGUUAUAUAUGCCUACAAAGCUUUUUCAAACCAAUUUCAGUUUACCGAUUAUUUAUGGCAUUAGUACUUGACACAUUCAUAUUGAAGAUCCUCUAUUUAUAAAAUGGAUGUUUUCCAACGAAACAGAUAAUUUUAUGUAGAUAUAUUUAAUUUCUAAAAAAAACUUUCAGAUCACAGAACAAAAGUAACUCUAAUUAUUUCUUCCAAUUAUAAUUAUUAUUAAAAGUUUGCUAGCAUAUCGAUAAUUAUUCAAAAAAUAUUAUAUAUAAAUAUUAUCUUUAGAUUAAAUAAUUCUCCUUUUUUAAUUUUUACACACUAAAAAAGUAAACUUUAAGAAUAGAAUUUACUCGGUAUGGUUUGUACGUUAGUGAUAGUAGAGGUUGACAGCUCUAUGAUAUAUAGAAUACCGAAACUCGAAAAUUGCUAAACACAACUUAAUUCAGCACUGUUACAAAUCAAUAAAACUCGGCAGAGUACAGUUGAGUGGGAGGUUUCGAGAAGAGGCGUUUGAAAAAUUUGUUAAUCUUGUUUAUAUAAUAUUUAUGGCUUACUUUCUUGUUAUAAUGUAUGUCAAUUUUAAUAUGAUAUAUUAUAGAAACGAAUGAAUGUUCUCCUUGGGUAUAAAAAGAUUGUACCAAAGAAAUUAUAUUUUUACGAAUAGACACUUGAUAACUUGAAAUAAGCUUCAAUAUAAACAUUAAUAUCAAGUACAUGAUCGUCACAAAUUUCAAGUUCAUUUAGACGCAUGUUCAAUUAUAUAAGAAUAUAUAAUAAAUGGGAAUUAUUAACAUCAACAUUAUUUUAAUAACAACGUUGCUCAUCUUAAAUGCACGUAUAAGGAUGUUGUUCUAAAAGCAUUCUAAAGACAAUCCAUCAUCAUUAGAAUAUUAAUAUAUUAUCGAUAAUUAUGUAUUAUUAAUAUCUUCAAGUGGUAGAGGUAUUGCAGGAAACUUUAUAUUUUUUUAAAUGAUUGCUUAUUGAAAAAACAUUAUUAAAUAAUUAUCUGGCUGUAGAUUUAUAUACAAUAGACAAGUUUCAUUUCUAAUAUAUUUUAAUAAAAUUAAAUUAAAACAUGCCUUGGCAUAAAUACUUUAUUUGAACAAGAAACUUGAUUUUGUUACAGAUCAACUGCAAUCAUCAUCAUCAUCAUCAAGCGCUCACGUCAAGUUACUUGAAAAUAAUAGAAACAUGAUUGAGGAGAAAAUUUAUUUAAGGUAACAGAAGCAUAAUGUUUGAAGCACUAGACUACCAAUCUCUUUUAAACGAGUGGUAAAUCAUUUUAUCUGAAGGAGUUUAUGAAGAAAAAUGGAAAAAGUGAAAAAUAAGUUUUCGUUGCAAAUUGGGACUUGGAUGUUUAAUGGAUUUACAAUUAAUUAUAAUGGUGCGAUUUUAAGUUAAAAUUCACCCGAGUUUGCAUCAAAAUAGUGUGUGAACAAUGUCGUGUAUGUUUAAGUGAAGGUAAACUAUCAUAUGAAAUUCAGUGCCUGGAAAAUUCGUGGUGCAAAACUUGCAAAUUCUAAAAGUGAGUCAGAUUGCAAUGUUAGUUUGUGAUAAUCACAAACUACUGCUUAAAACAGAAAAAAUGGCAAAACAUUAAUAAAGAUGUGUAUAGAGAAAAAAUUAUAUAAAUGGAGAUCUCAGUAGUUUUAUUUGAUUGGUGUAAGAAUAAAGUUGAACUUUCAAAAGUGUAUAAAUCUGGAUUUUAAGUACGAGAAUCAUUACCAGGAAUGCAGGAGAUCCGCAAAAGGUGGUUCAGCGCUGUUUGGUCGCUUCUAGCUGUCUUGUCUCAUCAUUUAGAAUGUUCAGCGAAAGGAGGAGGUGGCUCAAUAGUUGAACAUCAUCCAUCUUCAUAUUGGGAACAACCAUUUAGUCAACCCUAUUUUGAUAAUACAACAAAACGAGAGACAAUCACAACUGUUGGUCAAACAGCGUAUCUACACUGUAGAGUUCGUAAUCUUGGCGAUCGUGCUGUGUCAUGGAUUAGAAAAAGAGAUCUGCACAUUCUCACUGUAGGAAUCUUAACAUACACAAAUGAUCAACGCUUUCAAUCGUUGCACAGUGAUGGAAGCGACGAGUGGACAUUAAAAAUUAGUUCAUCUCAAGUUCGUGAUAGUGGCAUAUACGAAUGCCAAGUCUCGACAGAACCAAAAAUCAGUUUGGCCUAUAAACUCAGUGUAGUAGUUUCAAAAGCAAAGAUUCUUGCCAAUGCAGAACUCUACAUUAAGAGUGGAAGCGACAUUAACCUAACCUGUGUCGUCGAACAGACACCUGAGCCACCGUCCUUCAUUUACUGGUAUAGAGGCGAAAAUGUAAUAAAUUACAGUCAGCGUGGUGGUAUCAGUGUAGUUACAGAGAAGCAAACGCGAACGUCGCGCUUGUUAAUUUCAAGAGCACUUCCAGCCGAUUCAGGCAAUUACACGUGUGCUCCUUCGACAGCUGAAUCAGCCAGUGUCCUAGUCCACGUACUUAAUGGAGAACAUCCUGCCGCAAUGCAGCACGGAAAUUCCAGCAACAGUGGAGCGACAACUCGCACCCUAGCACUUCUCCUUCUACUGAUACACGCUGGAGUGACGAGGUGACUAUUCGAUCGCGACACGCAUUAAACUUGGGCCAAUAUCCACCACGUCUUUCCACUGUCAUGUGCGUCCGUCAUUUAUAUUAGUGACUGUGGAUCAACGCGAAAGGUAUAAAAACAAAGUAGCUCAGCUGCUGAUCUACUUUCAAGAAUAGCGUGUGUCGCGAAACUACAUCUCGAAAAAUAAAUGCCAAAUAUCGUUGCGAUUCGCACAUUUAAAAAAAAAAUUUCGUGAAAAAUAUCUUUUUUGUAAAACAUUUAAAAAUUAUACAAAACAAUGGAAAAAAAAUUACACUUUUGUUGUUACCACCUAGUCUAAAAUACCAUGUCUAGUAAUAAUAAAUUACACCAACAUCAAUUUAUAAUUGGCAAAACUCUAUAAAUUUAAACUCUUAAUGUUUAUUCAUUUUAAGCUCAAGAUAUUCUUGGGAUCUUUUAUUUUUGGCACAUAAUUCACAUGGUCAUGAUUUGGAGGAGAAGAAGAAAUUUUUGUUUAUACUUGUUAAAUAAUUGAAUUAUUGACCUUUUACGCACUAUUCGAUCCUCCUUCAAAUGUAGUAUUGAAUUAUUAUUUCAAUUAAUUACUAUUGAUGUAUUGUAAAGUAUGUAUAAAAAUAAACGUGAUUAAGAUCCCAAAUCGAAAUAAUCUCACACAUUACUAAUUUUUUCAUCAUUAGCAAUGCUUGAAUAUAUAUAUGUAUAUGUACCUCAAGCAAGCUAAUCUUAUACCGACUGGCAAUACUUUAAAAAAAAAAAGUUGUGCUGUGUGAUAUUAUUAAGCAAGCAUAGCAUAUUUGAUGAAUAACAAAUUUGUUGGAAAACAAUUCAAAGAAAUUUUGUAUUACAUUAGUAUUUAUUUUUUAUGAAUUAUAAUAAAAUCCAACAACAUUGAAAUGUGUAACAUGAUAAUUUAAUGAUGCAUACUUUUUCUUUGAACCGCAUCAUUCUUGAAAAUUGUAUUACUACAAUGUAUCCUAAAUUUCAAAGGCUUUAUAAUUUAUUUCACUUUAAUGACACGAGCUCUAUACAUUAACAGAGAAUUGUUUAAUUAAUAGUGAUUAACAACUUUUAAGACCAGAGUUAUCAAAUAAAUUAUUGAUACAAUAAUACUUGAGCAUUAAAAUUAAUUUGAAAUCAUUUCUAAUUUCUCAAUACCACUACCAUCAAGUUUGUUAAAAAAAUAAUAUUCAUCAUUUUAUUUGGAAUUGGAAAUUGUCAAUUUACUGCAAUAUUUUUUCUUUAUUGAACGCGCAGACAACUUGAUGCGAUACUACAACAAAGACCUGAAUACUGAAAAAAAAUGCUAUUGAAUCUAUAGCAGACACAUUCACAUAUGUUAAUAAGGAGCUGUAAUUAAUUUAAUGUAAUGUGUAGUUCAUUUUUUGAUUUUGCUAUUAAGUGAACAAAUAUCACAUCAAGUUUUACAUAUUAUUUGUUUUUGAACAUUUGCAAAUAUGCGUGCUAUAGUUUUAGUAGCGUUUUCCCCUCAGUCAAUUGUUUGCUAAAUAAAUUUGUUAUUAUUAUAUACCAACAACAACACUAUAUAUAUAUAUAUAU